Molecule: messenger RNA, 873 nt
Organism: Drosophila innubila
Lineage: Eukaryota; Metazoa; Arthropoda; Insecta; Diptera; Drosophilidae
Product: proteasome subunit alpha type-2-like
Exons: 1
Coding region: 1-873 (290 amino acids)
Cellular component (GO): proteasome core complex, alpha-subunit complex; proteasome core complex
Source: RefSeq, a predicted model, not a curated record
AUGAGUAGUGGUUCAGGUAAAGAAGAAGAAGAGAGUACUGAAGAAGAACAGAGUACUGAAGAAGAAGAACAGAGUACUGAAGAAGAAGACAGUAGUGACGAAGAAGAAAAUAACACAGAAGCAGAGAGUAGUGACACUGAUGAGAGAAUGGGUUUUCAAGUACCUGAUGAAGAUCAAGAGGAACAGACAUCCUUUAGUGGAACAGGAAGGAUCCUGCAAGUGGAUUAUGCCAAUAUAUGUGCAUCCAAUGGAGAACCAUCUGUGGGAAUUAUAGCGCAGAAUGGCGUCGUCAUUGCAAGCGAGAAGAAACUAAUCAAUAGCCUGAUUGAAAGUCAUAGCAUAUUGAAAAUGGCAAAACUAAACGAAUGCCUUGGCAUGGUCUAUUCCGGUAUUGAAGCUGACUUUCGACAGCUGACUAGGCUGGCUACGAAGAUAGCAACGGGUUAUAUGGUGGCUGAAGAUGACACAAUACCACUGGAAGUAUUACUGCAAGAGCUAGGUGCCAAUAUACAGCAAUAUACACAGUCUAGUGCUGUGCGACCUUUUGGUAUUUCACUUCUAAUUGCCGGCUGGCGUAGAGAUCGUGCCCAUCUCUAUAAGAUGACCUGUACCGGUUGCUUUGAGCCCCUCAAGGCCGUUGCAAUUGGUCGCAAUGCUGAGGCGGCUAAUGCUUAUCUGGAAAGACAGUACUCUGAAGAGAUUGUCUUGGAAUCUGCCAUUUGUCUGGCCCUCCAGACCCUCAAGUUGUCCUGUGGUAAUAAUUCAAUAGGUGCUCAUCAAAUGGCCGUUGGCAUUUCCGAUGCUAACGGCUUCAAAAUUCUGAAAGACUUCGAAGUCGGCCUCUUAUUGGCGCACUUGAGAGAGAUUCCUUGA